Messenger RNA from Eimeria necatrix, 903 nucleotides. RefSeq lists its product as hypothetical. The coding region runs from base 1 to 903 and encodes 300 amino acids. NCBI's taxonomy places the organism in Eukaryota, Apicomplexa, Conoidasida, Eucoccidiorida, Eimeriidae. The transcript has a single exon. The record is from RefSeq and is a predicted model, not a curated record.
AUGUGUCGCAGAAGCCGCUUUUGCAGAUAUUCCACAGUGGUUUGUCACAUUCUCGCGAUGACUGCCGCUGUAGAUGGAGCUACCACGACUUACCCAGAGCAGACACUCACAGCAGAGGACACCCUGGCAGAUUACAGCGAUACCGCCUUGCCCUAUCCUGUCGUGAGCCCUGGUGAAGCUCGCAAGUACAUGCAAUCAGAUGCCACACUGGAAUUUCCCGGGAGGGCCGGAUACACAGAAGACGUUCUCCCGCUGGCUUCUACAAGCGUGAAAGUACAUCAGCCUGCGAACCUUCAAGAAGGCCCUCACAGCACCAGUCUGGCGUCAGGCAGCAGUUGGUCUCCGCGAGGGAGCUCAGCAGAAAACCCAUCUAGCCCACUCUAUGAAGACGGUGCAGGGGGUAAUUUGGCCGUAGAUUCAUAUGCGAUGGUCCAGCAGCCAGGCGAGCGCCUCAGACCGGCGGAAAGGGUUUCUCUGGUCCUGAAGCUCAUGGUCUUAUCCUUGCUUUUAGGAUGGAUGUUGGCUUCCUAUGGCUCAGUCGCGGAGGCCGGUAGUAUUGACCUGACCCGUGCAGUUCUGGCUCUUUGGACAGUCGCUUUUGUGGCAUCUGUGAUCCAGAGGCCAGUGCACUCGCUUUUGUCCCAGUCUUCCGCGGGAGAAGGCGGCUCCAAGCGCGCUGCUGGCAAGCACGGACGGAAAGAAGCUAGGAAAGCUAAGCUGCGCUACAUCCUCUCCAAGGUGGUGACUUUCCUCCUCACAGUGGCGACCAUCGUCUUAUUCGGACCAGCUCUACUCUUUCUCAUGUGGGUUUUCCUGUCUCUGGUUCUCGCUGCCAUUGUAAGCAUCGGGUUCAGUGUUCUGUUGUAUUCUCCAGUACCUGGUGAUAAGCUGCGGAGUACGUAG